Messenger RNA from Penicillium diatomitis, 813 nucleotides. RefSeq names its product DUF4112 domain-containing protein. The record is from RefSeq and is a predicted model, not a curated record. The coding region runs from base 1 to 813 and encodes 270 amino acids. NCBI's taxonomy places the organism in Eukaryota, Fungi, Ascomycota, Eurotiomycetes, Eurotiales, Aspergillaceae. The transcript has 3 exons.
AUGUCUGGCUUGCUCUGGUCUGUCGUCGGCAAGAGGGUUCUCGCCGAGUCUGCGAGAAAUCACUUUGGUACCGAGGACCCUUAUUUUGAAGAAGUCCCAGCUUCGCGCCUUGGCCAAGCUUUGGGCAAGAAAACCCAGAAGCGUCGCAAGGCGAUACCUCCUGGCUUAUCGGAGAAAGAUGGCAAGAUCCUCACUCAAGUCAAGCGGCGAGCGUACCGACUCGAUUAUGCUUUGUUCAACCUAUGCGGAAUACGAUUUGGGUGGGGCAGUGUGAUUGGUCUCGUCCCCUUUGUCGGAGACGCCGCAGACGCCGCGCUGGCUUUGAUGGUGGUAAAAUCAUGUGAAGGAAUCGAUGGUGGUCUUCCGCAGCGCUUGCGUAUGAUGAUGAUGAUCAAUGUGAUGAUCGACUUCGUUAUUGGCCUGGUUCCCUUCAUCGGUGAUGUGGCAGACGCCGUGUACAAAUGUAACACUCGAAAUGCUGUCUUGCUUGAAAAGCAUCUCCGCGAGAAGGGCGCAAAAACGAUCAAAGCACAUGUCCCACGAGAGAACCUGCCAGCCGCUGGUGGAAGACCUGAAGCGCGGGUGAUUGACCACAGUCUUCCAGAUGAGUGGGAUAGGCAGGAAAGUGGAACUGUGGAAGAGUUGCCGCCACAGUACACUGAGCAGACCAUGUCUGGGACACAAGCAGCAGUGAAUGCUCCGCAACAACCUGCUAGGCCUGCGCGGGUGAAGAAAGAUCGUGAUGGAGGACGCUCCAAGAAGUGGUUUGGUGGCUCACGGGAACCGGAUUCUGACCUUGAGCGUGGAAGAUAG